AUGCUUUUGACAACGAUUUGAUGCAUACAACCCUGAAAAACAUUGUUGAGGGCAAAACGGUUGAGGUGCCAACAUACGACUUCGUGACACAUUCUAGGCUGGCAGAGACGACGGUGGUCUAUCCUGCUGACGUUGUUCUCUUCGAGGGGAUCCUGGUUUUCUACAAUCAAGACAUUCGGGACAUGUUCCAUCUCCGGCUCUUUGUCGACACAGAUUCCGAUGUCCGGCUGUCACGCAGAGUUCUGCGAGAUAUGAAACGUGGGAGGGACCUUGAGCAGAUCCUCACCCAGUACACCACCUUCGUCAAACCUGCUUUUGAGGAGUUCUGCUUACCGACAAAGAAGUAUGCAGACGUGAUCAUCCCCCGAGGAGUUGACAACAUGGUUGCGAUAAACCUCAUCGUGCAGCACAUUCAAGACAUCUUAAAUGGAGACAUCUGCAAGUGGCAGCGAGGGGCGAUGAACGGCCACGGUCGGAGCUACAAGCGCCCAUUCCCUGAGCAAACGGAGAGCAGCAGCGUGCUGGCGGCCGGCAAACGCUCCCACCUGGAGUCCAGCAGCCGUCCACACUGA
Molecule: messenger RNA, 572 nt
Organism: Tauraco erythrolophus (red-crested turaco)
Lineage: Eukaryota; Metazoa; Chordata; Aves; Musophagiformes; Musophagidae
Source: RefSeq, a predicted model, not a curated record